Molecule: messenger RNA, 3399 nt
Organism: Opisthorchis viverrini
Lineage: Eukaryota; Metazoa; Platyhelminthes; Trematoda; Opisthorchiida; Opisthorchiidae
Exons: 7
Coding region: 1-3222 (1073 amino acids)
Biological process (GO): tRNA threonylcarbamoyladenosine modification
Cellular component (GO): EKC/KEOPS complex; cytoplasm
Molecular function (GO): nuclease activity
Source: RefSeq, a predicted model, not a curated record
AUGGCGCAAACCACAAGAGACGCAAUGCCUGUCGUUCUUGGUAUGGAAGGUAGUGCAAACAAGCUAGGCAUCGGCGUUGUUCGUGAUGGCGUGGUGUUGUCCAAUCCCAGAGUCACCUACAUCACUCCACCUGGUGAGGGUUUCCAACCGACUGAGACUGCUCGGCAUCACCAGACUCACAUUAUCUCGCUCGUCUCGCGUGCCCUUCGAGAAGCGAACAUAGAGGCUGAGGAGUUGGAUGCGAUUGCUUACACUAAGGGACCUGGAAUGGGAGCGCCUCUUCUGGUUGUGGCUGUGGUUGCUCGGACCCUUUCACAGUUAUGGAAUAAACCGUUGAUUGGAGUGAAUCACUGCAUAGCGCACAUUGAAAUGGGCCGUCUGAUAACUGGGGCCCGCUCACCGGUCGUCCUCUAUGUCAGUGGUGGAAACACUCAGGUGAUCUCGUUCACCUCGGGUCGUUACCGUAUUUUUGGUGAAACAAUUGAUAUCGCCUUGGGAAAUUGUCUGGACAGGUUUGCACGGAUUGUCAAUUUGUCCAACGACCCCAGCCCUGGCUACAACGUGGAGAUGCUGGCUCGUAAGGGUAGCAAGUUUUUCGAACUGCCGUACUCAGUGAAAGGAAUGGAUGUUUCGUUUGCCGGCCUGUUGUCCUAUCUGGAACAACGUAGUUGUGAUCUACUCCAGUCGGGUGAAUACACAGUGGAGGACUUGUGUUUCAGCCUCCAGGAAACGGUUUUUGCAAUGGUUGUGGAAAUCACGGAACGAGCGAUGGCACACUGUGGCGCUAAAGAAGUUCUUGUCGUUGGUGGUGUUGGCUGUAAUGGUCGUUUGCAGGAGAUGAUGAGGAAGAUGGCUGAGGAACGUGGAGCUACGUUGUUUGCUACGGAUGACCGCUUCUGCAUUGACAAUGGCGCGAUGAUUGCCCACACUGGUUGUCUGAUGUACGCUGCAGGACUCAGAACUCCAUUGCACGAGUCUACAGUGACUCAGCGUUACCGCACGGAUGAUGUUGAGAUGGGUGUUCGUGGUCUGUUCACAUAUCUCACUCAACAGCCGGACAAUUUCACGCAGUGCGAUUUGCACAAUACUUACUUGGUGUUCGAUGCGGAAAACUACAUUGCAACUUCAUAUCGGCAAUCGGGAUUGGCCCGACACUAUGGAGGCGAAUACCUGAGCUUCAUAGUUCUUAUUCGCGCGGCCAUCACUGAACUCCAGAAAUGCCGUAUCACUCCCAUUUUCGUGUUCGAUGGAUGCCACGAAAGUAAGGGCUCGAAGCGUGAAACAUUACUGAAACGGAACGCUGAACGCAUCGACACCUUGUCAAGGUACUUAAAUAACCAGGCUUUCAACGACGUCGAGAAUACACAGCAGUCUACACCCGAUAUUUUGCCGAAACUAACAAAUCAAGUAUUUCUUUCCGUUCUGGAAGAAAUGGGCAUCCAUCAUGUCAACUGCGAACGUGAGGCCGACAUUCACGUUGCAGAAUUGGCUAUCUAUUUGAACUGUCCAGUUGUGAGCAACGACUCGGAUUUCUUCAUCUUCGGAACCCCACCUGCUUCUGAUUACCGCGUAAUUCCACUCAUGUUCCUAGAGCAGAAAUCCAAACCUCUGCCUUCACGAUGUAGUGCUUGCACCGACAGUGCUGGGUGCCACGCACUUCCGUGUAAAGUAUUUCGACCCUCUCAGUCGGUCCUUCGGGGGAUUUGCCCACCAUUACGCCCUCUACUCCCAGUCCUGGUGGGCAACGACGUUAUAUCCUCUGUGCCUUUUCCCUCAGCAAUCACAGAGCGGUUGAACUCAUCCCAGAGAAACGGUAUGUCGUACAACAGCCGACGCAUUCACGCUGUGAUUGGCUGGCUCAGUGGUUUUUCAGAUGACUUGUCUACUCCUGUCCGAGAAAUCUUAUCGCUUCACCAUGGCAAACAGCUGGAAGAUAUUACUGCACAAAUCAUCACUUGCGUUCUUGGUUACGUGCUGGAUUUGCACACUGUUUGUCGGCAACUGGCGGACUUCUUAUCACUGAAGGAAGGAAAGAAGUCUCAUGUGUGCAUUGCUUCGAGUCCACCUAGACCGAAUGGAGAUAUCAUCAAGGCGACUACCUUAGAGGCUGCUGUCACUGCCGUGACAAACGUUUUACCUUCCCAGCAGUGCGGUGUGCCGUCGAUGAAGUCGGACGCUAACCUUAUAUGCGGUUGGCCUCAGAAUUUCCGCAGCAAAUUUCGUCAAGGCUGCAUAUCCACAACCCUUCUUGAUGGCCUUUACGUCCGUGGUGGUACCGUGAUGCGGAUUUUAAUGGAAGAUUUGGGACUGAGCAACUCUAUCUACUACGUCACUGAAAAACUUCGCCAAUUGCAAUACGGUCUUAUAAUUCAUCUUGAAGAGAAACUAGGUUGCUCAUACAAACUGUGUGCAUCCAACGGAGGAGGUGCUGUGGAGUAUAGGCGCCAGGGUUUUAACAUAUGUUGUUUCGAGCUCCAGGUACCUCGUUUGGUAUUUCCACCUGUCCAGCCAGCUUCACCAGAUUUGUUUACCGAUUUCUUCAAGCAUUAUCUGCGACUGGAUUUGCGUCUGGUCAAGAUGGACUCCAUUGAAUCCCACUCACUUGUAUGUCUGCUCGUUUUCUGGUUCAGAAAUUCUCAGAUCGCACGAUUUCGAUCGAGUGGUUUGCACGAUUGUCCGGUUGCUUUAGCUGUCAUAGUUUGUGCAUUGAUCACCUCGAUGUUCUUUAACUCGGCUCGUCGUAACCGGGACGCAAUGAACAGCAUCACUGCGGACUUGUGUGAUCGUUUUGGUGUCCUUGGUAGCAAUCUUAAGGAGCAGCACUCUAGGUUUCAACCUAGCCGACUUUCGAUUGAAAUUAUUCAUCAGCUGAAUGAACUGCAACUGGUGUAUCAGGAAUUUCACCAACUCGUGGAACUUAUGGAUAUUCUGUGCGUACAUGCCGGCAGCAGCGAUGGCUGUACCGCUCCAGAAAUCCCGAGUGAACGGUUUUUCUCAUUCAUUCCCGAGUGGGUCAUGUUUUCUUCGGGUCGCUUGUUGCAUUGGCUGGCAAUUAAUAUCGAGCAUUCAACGCCGCUUGAUCGCAUGCAUCGGCUAUCAACCCAUUGGAUCCCUUGGAUCGUGAGAGGAUUGUUAAAUACAUUGGAUUUGGAUGCCCGUUCGUUGUCAGAUCGGAUAAACAGCCUAAUUUCCUCGGCUGAACGAAUGCUCAGAGUGAAGUGAUAUCACGUAAGAACGAGGUCGAAUUCCGACACGGACCACAUCCGUUUUCACUGCACACUCAUCCUAGAACGAGUUCGCCAAUAUUUUUGACCCGUUUGGAUUUUUUUAUACACAUUUUCCGUCAGUAUUACUGACUUGAAUCACUUUUCCUACGUAUAUAAUCGUUUUUAACCACUG